Messenger RNA from Gregarina niphandrodes, 1137 nucleotides. RefSeq names its product ribose-phosphate pyrophosphokinase. The record is from RefSeq and is a predicted model, not a curated record. Gene Ontology annotation, biological process: purine nucleotide biosynthetic process; 5-phosphoribose 1-diphosphate biosynthetic process. Gene Ontology annotation, cellular component: cytoplasm; ribose phosphate diphosphokinase complex. The coding region runs from base 1 to 1137 and encodes 378 amino acids. The transcript is spliced from 2 exons. NCBI's taxonomy places the organism in Eukaryota, Apicomplexa, Conoidasida, Eugregarinorida, Gregarinidae. Gene Ontology annotation, molecular function: ribose phosphate diphosphokinase activity; magnesium ion binding.
AUGGCAGGAGUCCGGCAUCUGCUGCCGGAGACGACCAGCUCUUCUAAGCGGUCGGGCUCAGUGGAGUCCUUUCGCGAGGAAGACGCCAAGGUGGUAGAAACGAAGGCUGUAGAGGGUAAGGAGGACUCCACAGGCAGCAAUGCCCUUGAAGGCGCCGUUCUCUUCACCGGGUCGUCGAAUCGUGAGCUUGCUGAGAAGAUUGCAUUUUCUUUGGGUAUCCCUCUAGGUCGUUUGAAAUUGUCCCGUUUUGCGGACGGCGAAAUUUCGUUGCAGUUCCUGGAUUCGUUGCGGGGUCGUGACGUGUACAUUGUGCAGCCAACUUCUCCACCGGUCAAUGAGAACUUGAUGGAGUUGUUGCUGAUGAUUUCGACAUGUCGACGUAGUAGCGCGAAGAAGAUUACAGCGGUGGUUCCUUACUACGGAUAUGCUCGCCAGGAUCGGAAGUUGUCGAGUCGAGUGCCGAUAUCUGCGGCAGAUGUGGCGCGUAUGAUUGAGGCGAUGGGUGUGGACCGAGUGAUCAGCGUGGACUUGCACUGUGGCCAGAUACAGGGUUUCUUCGGGCCUCGCGUACCGGUGGAUAACCUGGAGGCUCAGAAGGUUGGCUUGCAGUACUUUAGAAACAAGAAGCUCGAAAACCCCGUCGUCGUCUCGCCGGACGCUGGUGGUGUGUAUAGAGCCCGGAAGUUCCAAGAGGGGUUCACCGCGCUGACAGGCAAGAAAGACACCGGCCUUGCUAUGCUCAUCAAACAACGCAAGGCCGCGAACGAGAUUGAAUCCAUGCAACUGGUCGGCAGUGUACGCAACUGCGACGUCGUCAUCGUGGACGACAUGGUCGACACCGCCGGCACUCUCUGCGAAGCCGCCAAGAUGCUCAGGGCUGAGGGAGCCAGGCGAAUCUUCGCUUUCGCCACCCACGGCCUCUUUAGCGGCCCCGCUUUGGACCGCAUUGGAAAGUCCGUGCUUGAAGAGAUCGUCGUUUCCGACUCCAUCAAGCAACCCAACGCUAUCAACAACUGCUCCAAGAUCAUUCAGCUCUCCAUCGGUCAACUCCUUGCUGACGCCAUCUACCACGUACACACCAAAGAAUCGCUCCACAACGUCUUCUUCGACGUCUCCGAGCACCACCACACCCACUGA